Arachis duranensis is the source of this 1497-nucleotide messenger RNA. RefSeq names its product probable leucine-rich repeat receptor-like protein kinase At1g35710. Gene Ontology annotation, molecular function: protein binding. NCBI's taxonomy places the organism in Eukaryota, Viridiplantae, Streptophyta, Magnoliopsida, Fabales, Fabaceae. The coding region runs from base 359 to 1348 and encodes 329 amino acids. The record is from RefSeq and is a predicted model, not a curated record. The transcript has 11 exons.
UCAUGCACAAAUCUGGCCAGAACCCAAUAUCACAAACAGGGUAGCAAAAACGUUUCCUUCUCGUAAAUAAUAAAGAAAUACUAAAUGGUACAGAAAUUCAGUGCCGACGAGUGCCUAAAGAUUUUCACUUCCCAGUUUCCAGUUCCAUGCCGCGUUCACUGAGUUCUAACUUCAUAUCAUAUCCUUUCACACUCAAAAUCGAAAAAUCCCAAGUUUCUGCGCAAAAUCUGUCACCUUGAAAUCAAGAUACAGAAACGUCUCAAUUAUUAUCGACAUCAGGAUCAAUAACAAGAACAAUAAGAAACAAACACUUGAUCAGAUCUAGAGCAAAAAGGAUCUCUUCAAAGCGCCCAUCGAAAUGGCGCUAAUAUCCUUCACUCUACUCUCCCUGAUUCUCGUUUCCUCACUAUCAAUUCCAAACCUUGCUCACUGCAAGACCCUCAAACGUGACGUUAAAGCUUUGAAUGAGAUCAAGGCUUCGCUUGGUUGGAGAGUGGUGUAUGCGUGGGUUGGAGAUGACCCCUGCGGUGAUGGAGAUCUACCUGCAUGGUCUGGUGUCACCUGUUCCACUGUCGGUGAUUAUCGUGUUGUCACCGAGCUUGAGGUGUAUGCUGUGUCUAUUGUGGGACCUUUUCCUACUGCUGUGACAAGCUUGUUGGAUCUUACACGGCUGGAUCUCCAUAAUAACAAGUUGACCGGGCCUAUUCCUCCUCAAAUUGGACGUUUGAAGCGUCUUAAGAUACUAAAUUUGAGGUGGAACAAAUUGCAAGAUGCAAUUCCUCCAGAAAUCGGUGAGCUUAAAAGUUUAACUCAUCUAUACCUAAGCUUCAAUAACUUCAAGGGAGAAAUCCCUAAGGAGCUUGCAAAUCUUCCUAACCUUCGGUACCUCUACCUUCAUGAAAACCGUUUAACUGGAAGAAUACCACCAGAAUUGGGCACACUACAAAACCUUCGGCACUUGGAUGCUGGUAACAAUCAUUUGGUUGGUACCAUAAGGGAACUCAUUCGUAUUGAAGGUUGCUUCCCAGCACUUCGCAACCUAUAUCUAAACAAUAACUAUUUUACGGGAGGAAUACCUGCACAACUUGCUAACUUGACUAGUCUUGAAAUCUUGUACUUGUCUUACAACAAGAUGUCAGGAGUUAUACCGUCUAGCAUUGCUCAUAUUCCUAAAUUGACAUACUUGUACUUGGAUCAUAACCAGUUUUCAGGGAGAAUCCCGGAACCCUUUUACAAGCAUCCAUUCUUGAAAGAAAUGUACAUUGAAGGAAAUGCAUUCCGACCUGGUGUCAACCCCAUUGGUUUUCAUAAAGUGCUCGAAGUUUCUGAUGCAGACUUCCUUGUUUAGUUAUAUAAAACCAAAUCAAAAUUAUUUUAAUUUUCCAGGAAGUGUGAAUGUAUAAUUAUUAAAAUAAAAAAUAGUUCCUCUAAUAGUCCCAAGUGAAAUAUAGCCUAAUAGGUAAUCCAAAUUUUUGUCUAAAGCUUAUUAUCGACCAA